This is a messenger RNA of Brassicogethes aeneus, 1292 nucleotides long. Lineage: Eukaryota; Metazoa; Arthropoda; Insecta; Coleoptera; Nitidulidae. The record is from the annotation of a GenBank genome assembly.
CGCCCGGCAAAACGUCAUAAACAACAUAACCUACAAAACAAUAUAAAUCGUAAACAUUAGAUUUUUGAUGAAAUAGUAUGAAACAAAGUGCAUUUAAGUUAUAAAUUGUAUUUGCGAUGUCCCUAAUUACAGAGCCCAAAAAAAGUGAUACCAAAAAAACAUCAGAUGAAGAUGAUCCAGAAUGCGUUUGGCGCAUUUAUAGCGUUCUUUCCUACUUUAUAGUGUUAGUUAUAAUAGGAUUACCAAUUUGGUGGUACACCACCAGAGUUUACAGAGCUAGUUUACCCCUAGACGAAAUGUUUGAUAUUACAUUAAAAAAUACCACUGAUAAAGAGUAUGGUAUACCACUAAGUCUGGAAUAUGAUGUUUUAAUAUCUAUAGUAAACCCAGAACCAAGCAGUUUAAAAAUAGAUUUAAAAGGACAAGACAUGGAAGAUUACCUACAACCAUUUUUAAGUAAGUUAUCGCCCAUAGCAGAUUUCACCGUCAAAUCACAAUGGUUAUACCAUGUUGAACUUGGUGCAGUUCCAAGAAAAAUGUAUGACCACUUUGCCAUAAUGGAAGAACAACUGCCCCACAUAAUCAGCCCUUUAGAAAAAAAAUUAUGGUCCCAUCUCUCACCUCGCCCCUGCCUAAACUUGGUUUUAUAUUUCCCGCAAUGUCGCGCCCCUUUACACAUCUACAACAUGAAAAACGAAAGACUGAUUACCAAUGCCAUGCUAAGCCCUAGAUGGGGCGGUAUUUACAUACUUAACAGUGAUAAACCCUCAUGUGAAGCAAAAGUAUUCAAACCUGAUAUUGAAGAAAUUGUCAACACUUUUAUAGCCCAACUACAAAUCUUAUUCAAGAUUAAAGGCACCUCAAAGGAUGAUGUCUACGAGUUAAAACUAAGAAAAACCCAGGAUAUGUUGGAGUCCACCAAGCGCACUUUAAAAUCUCUUGCACAAUUACUUUCUGAAAUUAAUAGCAUUGUCAUAAGUGAUGAUGUAGCCCAAAAAAUAAAUGUAGCUGUAGAAAACAAAGAUUUAACAGAAAAAUACCUAAAUGAAGACAAUAUAGAUUUGGCUCUUAAACAUGCUAAAAUUGCUUUUGAGAAAUCCGAGGAAGCAUUUAGUGACCCCUCAUUAUUGGCUUUAUUAUAUUUUCCGGAUGAUCAAAAGUAUGCAGUUUACAUUCCAUUAUUUUUACCAGUAAUGAUUCCAGUACUAAUGUCUCUUAUUACCAUAAGGAAAUGGUUUUUUAAUAGAGGAAUUGAUGUUAAAGUUAAAUCUGAAUAAAUAAAAAACUUAAUC